UUAAACAGCAGCCACUGCACUGACACACAUGCACCUCAUCAAAGAAGCCUCGAGCAGGUGAAAGGAAGAAAAAAUGGCAGAAAACCGCGUGAUAUAUCAUUUUCAUCUCUCUCACUUAUUUUAUUCUGUGAUGGAAUAUAAUGAUGAUUGCAAUGAUGAUGACAACGAUGAGGAUGUCGUUGAUGACGAUCGUCGUAUAUUUUAAAGCGCUCCUGGAUGAAGAUGAAGAUGAUGGUGUUGAUGAUUAUGAUGACGACGACGACGACGACGAUGAUGAUGAUGAUGAUGAUGAUGAUGAUGAUGAUGAUGAUGAUGAUGAUGAUGAUGAUGAUGAUGACGAUGACGACGAGAACGACGACCAUGAGUACCAUGAUGACAAUGACGAUGACGAUUCCCGUGAUGUUGAUGAAAUCUGAUGGAUGAUGGCGGCGACUCGCAUCAUGCAUGAUAAUUCACAAUGGGAUGAUGACACACACAUAUAUAUGACGGAUCAAUGUUCAAUGUC
This is a messenger RNA of Chara braunii, 505 nucleotides long. The record is from the annotation of a GenBank genome assembly. NCBI's taxonomy places the organism in Eukaryota, Viridiplantae, Streptophyta, Charophyceae, Charales, Characeae.